Molecule: messenger RNA, 1065 nt
Organism: Fragaria vesca subsp. vesca
Lineage: Eukaryota; Viridiplantae; Streptophyta; Magnoliopsida; Rosales; Rosaceae
Exons: 3
Coding region: 70-702 (210 amino acids)
Source: RefSeq, a predicted model, not a curated record
GCGAUCUUAUAAAUAAUUUUUGUUUCUCGCACGCUCUGAUUGAACCGAACGAAACCCUAAGGAAGGAAUAUGGCUGCUGAAACCGACGCGAGAUGCCAGGGAGAUGUAAGAAAGCUAGCCCUCUUCUUUGAGAAACUCGGCGCCUCUUCUCCUCCUGAUACGAAAAAAAGUUCAGAAAUCAUCAAUCGAAAAGGAUGCGGAGGAUCCGCUGGUUCAGGCACCUAUACAGGCUAUACUCCUGUCGUCUUCAUGGGGCAGAAUGACUUCGGAGGACCAGUGGCUAGGGGAGGUGCUUCUGUGGACAAACGACAAUGUGUGCCCUGCAAUGAGUGUUCUAAGUCGCACCCCCUUUAUUCUUAUUGCCCUUACACCCCUUGUGAUAUUUGUGACAAGGUUCACGACUCUGAGUGUUGCCCUUACUUCGACCAUCUCCCACAAGGGGCAACUUUUCCCCCUGGAUAUGAAAUAGUUUGUCGAUGCGGUAAUUUAUUUAAUGAGGAUAAGUGGGCUUGUAGCUCUUGUAGUGGGAGCAUUCCAGUGCUUGCGGCCAAGUAUUGUUCCAUUUGUAAUGUCUAUUAUCAGCACAGUGUAUAUGAAUGCCCAGUGGACAAGGAACGUGCUGCCAAGUAUAAAUUGGUCAGAGCCGAGAUGCUUUCACGUGUGCCGAUUCCCCAUCGUCCUGUCUAUCCAGAAUCAUCAUGAGGAAUUCCCUAUGUUCCAAUUACUCCUUCCUCGUCGGUUUGUGGAGACAUGAAAGAAGGCAAGGACAUGAACAUAGGCACACCUUGUUGGAAGCCUACUGUGAUUGCACCAGAAGAGGAUUCAGUGAAUGUAACUUUAUGAGUUUAAUGUGAUUGAACAUAAACACGCCUGGAGAACUUUUUAAUAGCUCAAGUGUUUUAAUGUGAAUGGUAUGUGCCUAUGUGUGAUUUACUUUCUUGUUUUUGUUUAAUGUGUGAUGUAGUUUGGUGCUAUAAUGCUCUUCUUUCUUUUGAUAUUGCUUUUCUUUACAUUUGUUGACGAUGUUAAUGGGUAAAAUUCUGUUGGGUUAGUAGUUGUAUAUUG